Adineta ricciae is the source of this 891-nucleotide messenger RNA. NCBI's taxonomy places the organism in Eukaryota, Metazoa, Rotifera, Eurotatoria, Adinetida, Adinetidae. The record is from the annotation of a GenBank genome assembly.
AUGUUAACCAUCGCGAUUUUGGUUCUGUGUCUUAUAUGUGCUUCACAAAAUGGUGUUCUAGGAUCAGAACGUUGUCGUCGAGCGACAUCAACAUGCAUUCUGACGCCUGAAACAACGGAAGGUCCUUAUUCAUGGAAUACAACUUUGAUGCGUCAAAAUAUUUCAGAAGAUCGUCUAGGAAUUCCAUUUCGACUCUAUGCAACAGUCACAAACAUCAACACAUGUGAACCUAUUGUAAAUGCAGCUAUCGAAAUUUGGCAUUGCGAUGCGCUCGGUAUUUAUUCUCAUUUUAUCCAAGCAAGCAGUAAUACACAAAAUCCAAAGAGUGACAAUUCGACAUAUCUCAGAGGUAUGCAAUUAACCAAUGCGAGUGGUGUUGCUACGUUUGAUACUAUCUAUCCCGGCUGGUACACCGGCCGAGCCACACAUAUUCAUGUUCGUGUUCAUCUCAAUGGAGUAUAUGUCACAUCUACUGGAUACUAUUCCGAUGGAAGUCUUGUGAAAACUGGUCAGUUAUUUUUUAAUGAUUCACUAACAGAUUUAGUUGCACAACAAUCACCCUAUUCAAAUCAUACAAUUACACGUACAUUAAAUAGUGUUGAUACAAUUUAUCAAAGUAGUUCGAUUACUUUAAUGAACAUUCAAUAUGUGAAUUCAACAAGUGGGAUAUCCAGUGGUUUCAUCACAUCAGUUACACUUGGUGUGUCAGGAUCAUCAAAUGUUUCCGCAUCAACAACAACAACAACAACAACAGCAAGUACAUCAUCAACUGUCGUUUCGUCAUCGGCAACAAAGAUAUCCGUUACAACAAUAUCGCUUCACUGCGCAUAUCUAUAUUUACAGAUAUUGCCUAUUUUCUAUGUUGUAUUUUCUGCGUUUCUUUCACGUUAA